GAUGCUGCUGGUGGUAGUAGAUUGAGGUGGAGGUGACAUGAUAGAAAACUCUCGACAACGUGUGCUGCUGCUGUUACUGCUUCUGUUGUUUUGUGCUUUUGCGGCGUCUUGUGAUCUCCACUUCAGUCCGGCACCAACCGCUGCGCUGCCGCUACCGGCAACCCAUUAUUAUCACACACGUAAACAAACUCGCGCAAUAUAUCAUAAACAGCCAAUUCAAAACAAUAACAAAUAAACACUCCAUUGUCAAUAAAUUUAUGUAAUAAAAAGAAUAAUAUAAUUUAAACAUUAAUUAAUCUAAAAAAAAAGAAAUUUAUCUAAAAGUGGAGUGUAAGGACAUAUUGAGAAAAAUAUCUAUUUUCUUUCAAAGUUUGUUAAUUAGUUUUUUUCUCGUUAAGGGAUUCUGUGUUAGUCUUUUUUGAUCACUGGACCAUGUUCGUAUAUUAACGGUGUAAAAGGGUGUGCAGCUUAAAUAAGUCUUCGGUCAAUGAACUAUAUUGUAUUUUAUCAGCUUCAAAAGGGUUGAUUUGAAGACGAACAGAUCCCCUUUAGGAAAUCGAGUAAACUUCCCCUUGUAUAUUGUGAAGGUUCCCGUAUGUGUAAUCGCUCGGCCGUCAAGCACGUGGAUCUUAAGAGAUUACGGUGGUCAGUCAGUAUAGUUGUAUUUUCACCCUCGGAGGUUGAAAUAUAUUUUCCCCUUUUAUAACAGAAUGUGGUAUUGUUAAAAGAUUCAGAAGCUGUGUAUUUGAAGAAGUUACAAGGAUAAAAGGGAGAAAAUUUCAAAACAAAAAUGUUACAUCUUAACAUUUGACAAUAAGUGCAUUAUGUCAUGAUAAAAGAUUGUCACGUGUGUAGAAGAAGAAUAAGAAGACUUCUUAGUGAAAUUGAAAAUGAUGUCGGAUACUAAUAACGGAUAUAUAAGAACGAAUAGAGAAAAAAACGAAGGAUACAUGAGUCCAGCAAUAAUGACAGUUCAGGAAGAACUUUUGAUGAGCGGAAGUCAUGAUGUUUUGGCUACUGAAGCAUCUUUACAGGUGACACAUGGUCCUCGCGGUGCAACAACAAGUAUUUUACGUCAUCCAAGUAUUAGUAGAGCUGCUUCAAUUCAACGACGACAUAGAGGAUCAAAAAAUAGGCAACAACUACUUGUUGUUCUAGCAAUAAUUUUACUUGUAAUCACAUCAUUCACUCUUUUUCUUCUCAUUCUAACGCGAGAAUGUAAUCAGGAAACACAUCCAAACCUUUGUUUAACAGAAGAAUGUGUUCGAACAGCUGCAAGUUUAUUAGCAGCCAUGAACCAAACAGCGUCGCCUUGUGAGGAUUUUUUUCAAUACGCUUGUGGUGCAUGGAAUCGUCUUCACGUAAUUCCAGAAUCUAAAAGUUCUAUUAGCACAUUCGAAGUAAUGGCCGAUCAACUUCAGGUGAUCCUUAAAAGAGUUUUAGAAGAGCCAAUUAAUAGUUACGACAACGAUGCAACAAUCAAGGCCAAGAUGUUCUACAAGUCCUGCAUGGACAUCCCUGAAAUUCGAAAAUUUGGAGACGUACCCCUACGUCGAGUCAUAAAAUCUCUUGGUGGUUGGCCUGUUGUUGAAGGUACAUCAUGGAAAUCUCCUCCAUUUCCGAUUGAAGUUUUAUUAGGACGACUACGUGGAGAAUUUAAUGAAGGAGUUCUUUUUGAGCAAUGGGUCGGUCCUGAUGACAAGAAUUCCUCGAUGAACAUCCUCCAGUUGGAUCAAAUGCAAUUGGCAUUACCAAGUCGAGAUUAUUAUCAAAAAGAACAUAGUGAGGCAGAAUUAGAAGCUUAUCAUCGAUACAUGACUAAUAUUGCAAUUCAUUUGGGAGCUAAUUCAGAAUCUGCAAAUGAUGAAUUAAAAAGAGUGAUCGCCCUUGAAAAGGAUUUGGCAGAUGCUUCAAUUCCCGAAGUAGACCGCCAUGAUACUUCGUCUGUGUAUCGGAAGUUGAGUUUGAGAGAACUACAAAAUGAAGUGCCUCAAGUUAAGUGGCGCACUUAUCUUGAAGAGUUCAUUUCUGUACCCAUUACUGAUGAGGAGCCUCUCGUCGCAUACGCCAUGCCAUACUUUAUUGAGAUGGGAAAAAUCGUAGAAAAAACCGACCGCAGAACAUUGCAUAAUUAUAUAAUUUGGCGAUUUGUGAUGUCAAUAACACCUCAUAUGAUAGAUGAAUAUCAGCAGAGAAGAAUAGAAUUUCGUAAAAUUCUUCUUGGAAUUCGCGCUGAAAGGGCAAGAUGGUCUCAGUGCGUUGAUUGGACAAAUAAAAAGCUAGGCAUGGCAGUUGGAGCUCUUUUCAUUCGUGAAAAUUUCAAUCACGAGAGCAAGGAAACAGCAUUACAAAUGAUUCAAACUAUUCGACAAGCUUUUAAUGAGCUUUUAGUUGAAAAUCAGUGGAUGGAUGAUGAAACGAGAGCUGUUGCCAAAAGUAAAGCUGAUGCCAUAACUGAAAAAAUUGGAUACCCUGAAUAUUUAAAAGAUUCGAAAAAAUUAUCCGAGGAAUAUAUUACGCUUAACAUUACAGCAAAUCAAUUUUUAGAAAAUAUCUUAGCUGUAUUGAAAUACGAUGCGUAUCAUGUUUUGCAGAAAUUACGUCAACCUGUUGAUAAGGAAAAAUGGUCAACUGAACCGGCUGUUGUUAAUGCUUUCUAUAAUCCAAAUAAUAACGAUAUUGUAUUUCCAGCAGGAAUUUUACAACCGCUUUUCUACUCUCAACAUUUUCCUAAAUCAUUAAAUUACGGAGGGAUCGGAGUAGUGAUUGGACAUGAAAUUACUCAUGGUUUUGAUGAUAAGGGACGUCAAUUUGAUAAAGAUGGAAAUGUAAUGCAAUGGUGGAAUAAUGCAACAAUUAAGGCUUUUCGAGAAAGGACACAAUGCAUUGUUGAUCAAUAUUCUAGAUAUAAACUUCAGGAAGUCGAUCUUUAUGUUAAUGGAAGAAUGACACAGGGUGAGAAUAUUGCUGAUAAUGGAGGACUCAAACAAUCUUUUCGGGCCUAUAAAAAAUGGGUAUCAAAUCAUGGAGAAGGAUCAUUGUUACCUGGAGUAAAUCUCAAUCAUGAUCAGCUUUUCUUCUUAAAUUAUGCACAAAUUUGGUGUGGCACCAUGAGGCCAGAAGAUGCGCGAACUAAAGUUAGAAGCAGUGUCCAUUCUCCAGGUCGAGCUCGUGUUUUAGGUCCUCUUUCAAAUAGUAAGGACUUUGCUAAGGCCUUUAAUUGUCCCUCGGGUUCACCAAUGAAUCCCACACACAAAUGCAGCGUUUGGUAAUGAAGAUACAUUUUAACCACGUGGAAUUAUAUACUUUAAAAUAAAUUAUGACAAAAGUAUAAAAUACAGAUAUAAUAUCAAGAUACAUUUUAACCACGUGGAAUUCCACUUAUAAAUAAAUCAUGACAAAAGUAUAAAAUACAUGUCAUUAAAUAUAUAUGGGGUGAAAUUCCUGUACUGUCCAUGUCAAGAGGUCAAAGUUAUUGAACUGGCUUAUGUAACUUUGGUAUAUUUUUGCUCUGUUUGAGAGUAACAAAUCCCUAAAAUAUUAACUCAAUUAAGUAGAAAUUAGUGGGUUAUGGAAGAUUUAACGUUUUAAUAACGACACUGGCAUUUUAAAAUCCACAUAUCUUAAAAUCUAUCUCAAAAUUUUAUGGAUUUUAAUUUGAAAAAUUUGAUGUAUAUUUUUCAUGUACUUUUUAAUAUAGAUUACUAAAGUUAAAAAACCAGUUCAAUAACUUGGAACUUUUGACCAGAACAGUUCAGAAAUUUUACUCCGUAUAGCAAUAAAUUCCAUAUAUAUCUUAGACAUGUCAUUUAGGGGAAAAAAUUCAACAUGUAUAAAAAAAAGUUAAUUAAUAAUUUAAAAGAACAAAAAAUCUUGAAAUACGAAAUCUGGAAAAUCUUGAAGAUUUUCUUAAAUAUUUUUAAAGUAUUUCCAUUUUUGCUAUAAAAUAGCAUUUCAAAAAAAUAUCCACUCUUUUUUUAAUGUGACAAAAUACAUUUCUGAUGAAAAUUGUCCUACAAGUUUACAAGUCAGAGAAUAUAAUUCUUCUUGAUGUAAAUAAAAAUAUGUAAGACAAAGUUGUUUUGACAAAAAAAAAAUUUUUUUAAUAAUGCAAAAUGUCAUUGGCAUUCAGGUACGAAAGUUUCUUUUUCUGACAGUCAAAACGUGACUUAUAUUGGAUAAUUUAACAUCAACUUUUAACUUUCAUUAUAUAUAUAUAGAAGUAAGCGAGUUUUUUCUCUUCUUAAAUUUUUAUUGGAUGUUUUGAAACAAAUGAUGAAGAAUAGGAGGAUUUUGAAAAAGUAUACAUGUUUAUAUGUUGUACGUUAGUAAAAUAUAUGCGACGUUAAAGCAAUUUCUUGCUCGACAUUUUUUUAAAGAAAAUUUCAUGUUUAGCAUAUAUACAUAUACAUACACUAUUCCAAUGUAUAACUUUUACUAUAAGUUAGAAACAAGAAAUAGAUAUCAAUUUGUGAAUUUUUAUACAAACUUACAUGUAUACAUUCCAUAUUUUUAUGGGUCACUCUAUUGAUUUUUAGGACUGUUGCAAUUAUAUUUCUAAAUAAUCUAAAGUAAAAUAUAUUUUCUUUUGUGUAGAAUAUAAUUUGAAAUUUUAGAAUUUAAGCAAUCUAUGAAUGGUAACUUUUUAAAAAACGUUGAAUGGAAACUUUUUAAGUACAACAUAUUUAAAAAUUAAAUUUUAAUAGGACUGUAACAGUUCUCAAACGAAAGUCAAUAGACUGACUCAUACAUAAAAAGACAAAAUUCUUUAAAAAAAUUUCAGAGCAAGUGAUUAUCGAAGUGAAAAAGUUAUGCAUUAUUUGUAUUUGUUACAAAAUUUUACUCUCUAUACUUGGAACAUAUCAAUCAUAUAUAUAUAUAUAUAGCAGGAUUAAUAAUAAUCUUGCGUUUUUUAAUGUAAAAAUGGUGAAAAUAAAAUAUAUAUAUAUAUAUAUACAUAUAUAUAAUAUAACGAGUUUUUGGGUUAUUUUAGAGAAUUUUUUGAUUUUUAGAAUUUAUUAUUAUUAUUUUAUUAGUUGAUGCAAUUUAUUAUUUAAGAAAAACACUCGUUAUCUACACUUUCAAUUAUUUUAUUUACGAGACCGAGUAAUAAGUUUCAAGCACAUCCGUUUGAUUUUUAAUAUUUUCGUCCGCCAUAUUGGAUCCGUCAUUUUGAAUUUUUGAAAUCUGACUUUGCAAAUUCGUAAUCAGCAACCCUAAAAAUCUUUAAGUUAUGACUUUUUUUUCUAAGUCAUAUAUUUCGAUUUUUAGUAAUUGUUUAAAGUAACAAAAAAUUAAAAUUGCAAUUAUCUCAAAAACCUAACGUAUAGUGAAAAAAUGGACUGCUGAUUCGAAUUCAGCUUUAAAAUUUACCUUAUAGAAACAGGUUUUCGUUGCUUGGGUUCAAAACCUUGUAAACCUGUGUUAUUAUAUAUAUAUAAAGGAGCAAACUAACACGUGCAGUCGGAUGAUAAAUAAUUAAAGACUUGAAGUAUAAAAAAUUUAUUCAAAUUUCAUGUCAAAUUAAUUUUUUAUAAAGCAAUAUAUGUAAAUGCAGCAGUUUUACCACAAUUUCUUCUAUUUUGUUUUUUAAAAAUAUUUAUCUCGUAAACUAUAAUUCAUUUUUGAAAAAAUUAAUCAAAAAUGUAAGAAAAUAUUUAAAUUUAAUAUAUUAAUUUUAAAAAUUAAUAAACUUUAAAGAACAUAUUAUAUAUUUAUUAUUGAUGUUACCCGACGAUUAAUUAAAAAAAAUUGUUUACAAUAAAUUUCAAUUGGUUAUAAAAUUUAUUUUAUAUUUUCAUGAUAUUUUUUGAUUUUAAAAAAUUGUGUAGUUUAAUUAGAAAUGAUUGUGACCUGUAAUUAAUACAUUUAAAUUGAUAUGUUUGUUUCUGUGCAUAAUAUUUUAAACAAAUUACAUUACACAAUCACUGUCACACAUUAUUUUCCUAUGCAAAAAAUUUGUUAAUGUCGACAAUAAUGAAUAUUAGUAUUUCUCAAACAAACACAAAAUCUAGUACAUUUCUAUUUUUAUUAAUAUUUUCUAAACAUUUAAAUUUUUUUCUGCGAUCAAUAGAUUACGAGAUAAAAAUAACUGAAAAAGAGAUAUAAUUGUUACAAAUAUAUUUUACAAAAUAAUUAUAUAAAACUUCUUGGCACACUUAUUUAGCCCUAUAUAUUAUAUAUAUUGAGUGAUCGACUGG
Messenger RNA from Leptopilina boulardi, 6200 nucleotides. RefSeq names its product neprilysin-1. The transcript has 14 exons. Gene Ontology annotation, biological process: protein processing. Bases 891 to 3272 code for a protein of 793 amino acids. Gene Ontology annotation, cellular component: plasma membrane. NCBI's taxonomy places the organism in Eukaryota, Metazoa, Arthropoda, Insecta, Hymenoptera, Figitidae. The record is from RefSeq and is a predicted model, not a curated record. Gene Ontology annotation, molecular function: metalloendopeptidase activity.